Messenger RNA from Anopheles cruzii, 1689 nucleotides. It is a transcript of the gene mRpS5, whose product is annotated as 28S ribosomal protein S5, mitochondrial. NCBI's taxonomy places the organism in Eukaryota, Metazoa, Arthropoda, Insecta, Diptera, Culicidae. The transcript has 2 exons. Gene Ontology annotation, cellular component: ribosome. Gene Ontology annotation, molecular function: RNA binding; structural constituent of ribosome. The record is from RefSeq and is a predicted model, not a curated record. The coding region runs from base 56 to 1399 and encodes 447 amino acids. Gene Ontology annotation, biological process: translation.
UGGCAUUUCGGAUUUCCGGCGCUGCCGGUAUUCUGUUUAUUGUUAGUGUAGCAAAAUGUUGCGGGUUGCAGUAAAGGGCAGCGAAACGUUGAUUCGUGCAUUUUCCUCAAUUCACAUCAGCCGCCAAGGUCCAUUAAGCAGUGCUGUGAGAAACCAUUCAUCACUCACUUCGGAAGAAGCCCGUACCGGAACGCUCCUGAACCCAAACAACCCGACAUUACAUAAUGUCCGCAACACGAGUUUCUUCAACAAACUUCCGGCCGAGCAAAUCUGGAAGGGUGUUAUCUCGGUUAGUAACGCUGGCAAAAAGCGUGGCCGCGGAAAGGGUUCCGGUCGCAUCACGGCGAAGGAUUUGAACAAAGGGCAGGUGAUCGGAUUCGGAAAGGCCAACAUUGUCUGGCCCGGCCUUUCGGCGCCGGUUGUCCGGGGUCGGGAGUUAGUUCAACAGCAGCGUCUGCCAGAGGACAAGGAGCGAGAAGCGAAGCUGCGCCGGAUUCGUGAUGAGAUGGUGAACUUCAAGCGCCUGAAACUGGGCCCACUUGAACGCGGCUGGUCGGGAUCGAAGGCUCCGGGCCGUAGCAUCGGACCUCCGGAUCCGAUUGGCGAGGAUGAGUUUUUAGGGUUCGAGUCCAAGUGUUUGGAGCUAAAGGCGGUCGUAAAUAUGAAAGGCAACCACGGACGGAAACGGCGCGUUUCGGCCAUGGUCGUCACCGGCAACGGUAACGGGCUCGCCGGGUUCGGAUUCGGUAAAGCGAUCGAGGGCCGAGCUGCGCUGCGACAGGCCAGGAACCGUGCCGGUCAAAAGCUGAUGCACUUUGAGUUGUGCAAUGGUAAUACAGUGUUUCACGAUUUCCACUGCCAGUUUGGUGCCACGAAGCUGUUUGUCGAACGGAAACCGGAAGGCUACGGCCUAAAGUGUCACCGGGCGAUACGCACCGUGUGCGAAGUGCUCGGCAUUAAGGACCUGCGGGCGAAGUGCGAAGGAUCAACGAACGUGCAGCACGUGGUGAAGGCAUUUUUCAUCGGACUGUUGCAACAGAAACACCACCAGCAGAUAGCGGAGGAGAAGGGCCUUCACGUGGUCGAGUUCCGGCCCGAGAACAUGAACUUCCCGAAGGUGGUUGCUAGCCCCACCGUGUGCCGCACGGAAACGGACAAUAACGAAAUACUAGACUUCACACAGUGGGGACUGGGUGGGAAGAUUCAGCUGCAGAAGAAGAAAUUCCCGCCCUUCUACACCAAGUUCCGGUCGUGGGAAAUCUAUCUGAAGAAGCAAGAGUACCUCCGCAAUCAGGACAAAGUGCGAGUACGAAUGCUGGCCGAAACGGGUGAGGUACGCAGUUUUCUAACGGAAAAGUACCCCGAAUGCCGAAUGGGCCCGGCCCCGAAGGAAGAAUAGCGGAGCGGAGGAUAAUCCUGAGAGGUCGUCGCGCCUUGUUUUAAGCGGCCCACGAACCAGGCAGUGAUAUAAUGGGAAAAUGCAUACGAAAGUGCAAAUGGCAGCAAUGCAGAAAACAACACAAACAUAGCGAGUCAAACAGCUGAUUGUUGUUUGUGUUAGUCAAACAUCGAGGAAUCCCAGUGCAGGGUUGCGUUUCGCUGAACAGCUGGCUCCGCGCGCUGUCGGAAAUAAAGGUUAACUAUUAAGAACAUUUAUUGCCGUUUUAUUGAAAAAUUUCGUACCCGAAG